Messenger RNA from Wyeomyia smithii (pitcher-plant mosquito), 1700 nucleotides. RefSeq names its product CAAX prenyl protease 2 (gene Sras). Gene Ontology annotation, cellular component: endoplasmic reticulum membrane. The record is from RefSeq and is a predicted model, not a curated record. Lineage: Eukaryota; Metazoa; Arthropoda; Insecta; Diptera; Culicidae. The coding region runs from base 254 to 1132 and encodes 292 amino acids. The transcript is spliced from 3 exons. Gene Ontology annotation, molecular function: metalloendopeptidase activity. Gene Ontology annotation, biological process: CAAX-box protein processing.
ACUGCCAAAACUUUUAUGUUGACAAUAUAAAAAAAAAAACAUCUGCAUAGAAAAAGAUAGCGAAUAGCGAAUAGUUUCUAUCCAAGAGGUUUUCUAAUGAUAUCGGACCUGCUGACUAGUUUGAAUAUUUUCAAUAAAAACCAUAGCUUCAAAUGCAAUUUAAAAAGUGGAUUAUCUUGAGUUCCUGAUAUCUCGCUGGAAUCUGCUUAUUCGGCUGUGGGUAGUUUCCAGCGAUAGGAGUGAACAAAUAAAAAUGACCCCAGAGUUUGAACCGCUUCCAAAAAUAGAAUUACCGGUAGUAACAUCGGUAGGGGCAAGCUUUGUCAUAUCGGUCAUCUAUGUCGCCAGUUUAUAUGUGUGGAAGUCCAAACAUGACCGAGAUCAUCCUGACACCAUCAAGAGACGAUUUUGUAGUGUGUUCAUAGUAAUGCUUAUAUCGCCAUUUUUUGUAUACUUUCUUACAUGCGAUGGCGUUUUUCGGAAAUACACACUAUGGGAAAUUAUGGGAUUUCGAUUAGAUGGCCUAUUGACGGCUGUUUGCUUACCAGUAAUAUUGACAUCAAUACUGUUCCUCGGUCCCUUGAGCGUUACACUCACCAAUGGUCUGUGGCGCAUUUACUCGGAACCUAUGUAUUGGGUGAAUGCAGUACAAAAUCUGCUGUGGCUUCGAAAUCAUUUGAUUGCCCCACUUUCUGAGGAGUUCACCUUUCGUGCCUGCAUGCUGCCAUUAUUGUUGCAAACUUUUCACCCACAUGUGGCCAUGCUUAUUACACCUUUGUUGUUUGGAUUAGCUCAUCUUCACCAUAUUAAAGAACGCUUGCGAGACGGGUCCAAACUUAAAAUUGUUCUAACUAUAUCGUUUUUCCAAUUCUUCUAUACAACCAUUUUUGGUAUAUACUCGGCCUACCUCUUUAUACGAACAGGUCAUUUCGCCGCACCAUUUGUAGCUCAUGCUUUUUGUAACCAUAUGGGCUUUCCAGACCUGCAGGAAGUCUUGCAACAAAAGGAUCGAAGAAGAGCAAUCUUCCUUGGUCUAUAUUUACUCGGGCUAGUGGGAUGGAUUCUACUAUUACCGACACUUACCACUCCGAGUUGGUACGCCAACAAUCUUUUUUGGGCUGGAGAAGUUUAAACUGAAGAAUCACCAUAAUCUGCCAUAUUUAGGACCAAUAAGAAAAGAAGCGAAGCGAGGUAAUCUAUCUAAUCACACUAAAUAAUCAAAGAUGUGAACAAAAUCUUGCGUGUUAAGAUGACUCACCAAACAGAAUGUAAUUUCUUUUACAAAAUUUCUAAUUUGGUUCAAAAAUGUGUUUUACCGCAGCUCUAGUUGAUGGGGUAAGCUACUGGAAAUAUGCCAAGAUUAAAAACGGUAUUCCUACUAAGUUGCCCUUAUUGAAACAAUAUCUGCAGUCUAGUCGUGCGUAUAAAUUAACAUCGUAAUUUGUCGAUUUACAGGAACAAAACACAAACCUCAGGCUUCGCACGAAAGUAAGAAACCAGAACUUUAGUAGUCAGACAAAGCAGGAAACUCCCUUUCUGUUAAAACCAUUCAUCGUGUUCGUUUGUUCAUUUUAAGUCGAUAGGCCAUAGGAAAAUUGAAAAUCGAUUGAAUGGUAGUUACUCAAUUGCGUGAACUAGGUAGCAUAGAGUUUAUAUUUAAUUGCACAAAUAAAUUUGUUUGUAAACUGUAUAAUAUGUAA